Mycena indigotica is the source of this 1197-nucleotide messenger RNA. RefSeq lists its product as uncharacterized. The transcript is spliced from 6 exons. The record is from RefSeq and is a predicted model, not a curated record. Gene Ontology annotation, molecular function: G protein-coupled receptor binding; GTP binding; GTPase activity. Lineage: Eukaryota; Fungi; Basidiomycota; Agaricomycetes; Agaricales; Mycenaceae. Gene Ontology annotation, cellular component: heterotrimeric G-protein complex. Gene Ontology annotation, biological process: G protein-coupled receptor signaling pathway.
UUGACUGUGACCUCUGUGACUGACUGCCUUCCCUGCUUUUCCCAUCUCCAUCACCUUCUCGCCGAGCUCCUCCUCGAGCCCCUCCACCCCCGCUCGUUUGACCCUACCACCACCCUCCCGACAAAAAGCAAAAUGGGCUGCGUGCAGAGUGCCGGUGUUGACGAGGAGGCUAAGGCCCGCAACGAUGAGAUUGAGAACCAGCUGAAAAGGGACAGAAUGAUGGCUAAGAACGAGAUUAAGAUGUUGCUCCUUGGUGCUGGAGAGUCCGGCAAGUCGACGGUGCUCAAGCAGAUGAAACUCAUCCAUCUCGACGGAUACAACGCUCAAGAAAGGGAUGCCUACAAGGAAAUCAUUUUUUCCAACACUAUCCAGAGCAUGCGUGCCAUUCUUGAAGCAAUGCCCCAGCUCGACAUUUCUCUUAGUCCCCAGAACGACGCUCGCCGGUCUACAAUUCUGUCGCUUCCGCCACAAAUUGAAGCCGACGUGCUACCCCGCGAUGUUGCUGACGCAGUACGUGGUCUUUGGAGAGACCCUGGUGUAAAAGAGGCAGUUCGUCGCUCUCGCGAAUUCCAGCUCAAUGACAGUGCGGUCUAUUAUUUCAAUUCCAUCGACCGUAUGUCCUCGCCCGACUAUCUGCCAACCGACCAGGAUAUCCUGCGUUCCCGUGUCAAGACGACCGGUAUCACUGAGACAACUUUCAAAGUCGGGGAACUGACGUACAAGCUUUUCGAUGUUGGCGGGCAACGUUCGGAACGCAAGAAAUGGAUUCACUGCUUCGAAAACGUCACGGCGCUCGUCUUCCUUGUUUCCCUCAGCGAGUAUGACCAGAUGCUGUACGAGGAUGAGAGCGUGAACCGUAUGCAAGAAGCGCUCACCUUGUUUGAUUCCAUUUGCAACUCGCGGUGGUUUGUCAAGACAAGCAUCAUCCUGUUCUUGAACAAGAUCGACUUGUUCGCAGAGAAGUUACCUAGGAGUCCUUUGGGCGAUUAUUUCCCUGAUUACAAUGGCGGUGACAACUACGACGCGGCAUGCGACUACCUGCUGCAUCGUUUCGUGUCGUUGAAUCAAAGUGCAGCAACGAAGCAGAUCUACGCCCACUAUACUUGCGCCACGGAUACGCAACAGAUAAAAUUCGUCCUGAGCGCCAUUCAGGACAUUCUGUUGCAACUCCACCUACGUGAGUGCGGUCUGCUAUAG